Dinoponera quadriceps is the source of this 408-nucleotide messenger RNA. RefSeq names its product 5-hydroxyisourate hydrolase-like. The transcript has 3 exons. Lineage: Eukaryota; Metazoa; Arthropoda; Insecta; Hymenoptera; Formicidae. The coding region runs from base 1 to 408 and encodes 135 amino acids. The record is from RefSeq and is a predicted model, not a curated record.
AUGAACGGAGACAGCAACGAGACAACCAAGUCGAAUCAGAUCGCCAGGCUUUUACGACGUCUGAUAAUCACCACGAAAGUUACGUACCUCAACACAGGUCUACCUGCUUCUCAAGUGCUGGUUAAUCUCUUCAGGUUUGACAUUAUAACAAGUGACUGGGUUUUUAUAAAAAAUAGCAUAACCGGGGUGGACGGCACUUGCACGGAUCUAACGGAAAAUGUGACAAGAUUUCUUGAUAGAGGCUUGUACAAGAUUUUGUACAACAUGAAUAGAGAUUCGGAGAGAUUAUACGAGAGUAUGCCGCUGUUCGGCAUAAUCGAAGUAGUAUUUAACGCGGCACAUUAUGGCCAUUAUGACAUAAAAAUACUGGCGAGUCAUUCCGGAUACGUAGCGUAUCGCUCCAUGUGA